This is a messenger RNA of Pongo pygmaeus (Bornean orangutan), 3546 nucleotides long. RefSeq names its product trafficking regulator of GLUT4 (SLC2A4) 1 (gene TRARG1). NCBI's taxonomy places the organism in Eukaryota, Metazoa, Chordata, Mammalia, Primates, Hominidae. Bases 342 to 875 code for a protein of 177 amino acids. Gene Ontology annotation, cellular component: membrane. The transcript has 3 exons. The record is from RefSeq and is a predicted model, not a curated record.
GCAUUCUUCUCUCUGCUCUCUGAGCUUUCUGUUGCUUCCCUGCUCAUCUGUGCUCUCAGCAGCAGCAGCAAAGUUGGCCUCAAACUUGAACAAAGCUGCAGGCUCCAGCGUCUUUCUGGGAGCUCCGAGGGGUCAGCAGGCAGGCCCCAGCCUCUGAACUCAGCUGGCCUUGAGAAGCCCAGCCCAACCCUUCCAGCACCCAGCCGGCCCUCUGUCCCCCGAGGGACGCCCCUGCCCCCGACCUGGAGGCCCUCAGUCUGGGCUGGGGAAUGGUGCGCUGAGGUCCCUCCAGAGCCCCUUGUCCCAGCCUGGAGCUGCAGCCGCGCAAGACCCAGGCCCCCAUGGCCAACCCGAUGCAGUCCGAGUUUCCUUCAGCACAGGAGCCAGGCUCCACCACACCCCUGGACCUGCCAGAGAUGGAGAUACUCCUCACCAAGGCAGAGAACAAGGAUGACAAGACCCUGAAUCUGUCCAAGACCCUCUCGGGGCCUCUGGAUCUGGAGCAGAAUGGCCACGGCCUGCCCUUCAAGGCCAUCUCCGAGGGGCACCUGGAGGCCCCACUGCCUCGGUCCCCCUCCCGGGCCAGCUCAAGGAGGGCGUCCUCCAUUGCUACCACCUCCUAUGCCCAAGACCAAGAAGCCCCCAGAGAUUACCUCAUCCUGGCCGUCGUCGCCUGCUUCUGCCCCGUCUGGCCCCUCAACCUCAUCCCUCUCAUCAUUUCCAUCAUGUCUCGAAGCAGCAUGCAACAGGGCAACGUGGACGGCGCCCGGAGGCUGGGCCGCCUGGCUCGGCUGCUCAGCAUCACCCUCAUCAUCAUGGGCAUUGUCAUUAUCAUGGUGGCCGUGACCGUCAACUUCACAGUUCAGAAGAAAUAAACUUAACCAGGGAGCUGGGCUAGCAGAGGCCGGCCCUGGCCAUCAGGAGAGCUCUGACCCGCACACCGCUGGAGGCCAGGGUGCUGACUGUCAGGCAUCCCCCGUCCCCAAGUUCCAAAAGCACAAACUCAGAGGGAAACCCCCAGUCACCCAUUGUCAGCCCCCAUCUGACCGGAAAUCCUGGAGGAGGAAGGAACGCACGGAGAACCCAAUGGGUAACGUGGUUUACUCUCCCAGACGCGUCCUGGGAUCUCAACCCCAGUGCUCUGGCUUGUUUCUCAUUCCAACAAUUUCCUGGAUUGUACCAAGCAGCAAAAACUGCCAGGAUGAGGAAAAAACCCAGCCCCACAAACGACACACAUGCCGGCGGGGAGAGACGCAGCAGAGCUCCUUCCUGUCUGUGGACCCGGAGCAAAGACGUGGGGCCUCAUCUUUUGUAUUUUCCUCAAGCAGGGAAAGAAUGGACUGUUUGCAUGCUUCCUGCCACAUGCCCGCAGUGAUCCCAGCCAGGGCCCCGAGCACAGAGGCGGAGCUGUGCUCAGCACAGGCCCGGGACCUCCCCCGGCAGGCACCUGUCGGGGGUACAGCUCCCGGGAAGGAGGCAACCGCCUCACUUAACAUCCUCCCCUGCAAGGCGUGUCUGUGAAGACAGGUACGGGGACGGCACGACCUGCACGCCUCUUCCCAAACCUGUCAGCUUCAGAAGCAUCUCUGGAGGACUCUGGUCCCAGGAUGUCUCCCAGGACAAGCCAGUCUGCCUCUUCCUCCUACUUCUGCUGUAGCCUGGGACCAGACCUGGCCAAGGUCAGCCAGCGGGGAGGGCCGUGGCCCCCGCGAUGGCCUGGGGUGCAAGCUCGGGCUCCGGGUGGUGCUGCUCAGGUGGUUUCAGGCUUCCAGACCAGCCCUAUGCUCUGUGCUUGGCCCUGGGCCCCUGGCCAUCCACAAACAGCAGAGGCCUUCCCUGGAGGAGGUUUUGGGACCACCCCUGAGGGGACUUCCCAAGGGGUCCCAGGCUGUCAGGGGCGUUUGUGCCACCUGCAAGGGCGUGGGUCAGAGAGUUUUUAUGGGGCGUCUGUUGUUUGACAGUCCUGAGACCGAGGGAAGGGCUCGGCUGAAGGACCUCGUGUGCAGGAGAGUUGGGGGAUCAGGUUUGGGAAUACACUUGCACGCACAGAGCCUGGGGCCUGGACGCCACGGCCUCUCUUAGGACCUAAUGGGACCCCCAAAAGGAGCCAAGUGGGGCCCUCGGCCUCUUCCCUUGUUCCAGGCCCAUGAUUUUUCCUAGACUUCUCCCUGGCCCCGGCUGCAGCCACAGACACCUCUCCUGCCCCCGCCCACCCUCCUGACUGCAGCUCCCAGGCCCCGGAGACCUCCAGGCUUUCCUGCCCUGGGCGGCCCCACCUCAUAGCCAGAGUCAAUGCCUUCAUGGGAAGGACUCCCAGCCACACCCAGACUUGCCCGAGGCUGUUGAAGUCAGCAUCCUUUGCGCCCCAUCAGGACCCUCCUGCCUCCUCUCCAGGGCCCUUGUCCGCCUCCCCACCCUCCUCAGAGGCCCGGGGAAGGGAAGUACAGAAGUCAGUACAGAGGUUCUGUCUGCAGGGAGGGGCCCUGAGUCUAUGCACAGCUGGAGCUCUGAGCCUUCCACAGCCCGUGUGACUGCUGGAGGGCAGGGGUGCAGGGGUGCAGGGCUCAGGGGGGGCCAAGCUGGUCCUUUGGGGCUGGUGUUCCUACGUCAGUCCCCACCUGGGGAAUAAACUCCAGCCUCUCCUGCUCAUACAGAAGGGACUGGUUGGGUUUGCUUUAUGGGAUCUUUGAGGCCAAAACAGAUGCCCCUGUUUGCUGUGAGCACGGAGUAUUUCUGUCCCUGGUGAAGUCACGUCACAUGGGGGAGAGGCGAGGUCGAUGGAACUGGCCACGCACAGGCUCUGGCUCUGGAAGGAGGGAUGACGAGUGGGUGUUUUCCCGGUAGGCCCCCGGGGUCCUCAGCCUCAGCAACCCAGGGAGAGGAGAGAAAUGAACCGAUGGUUGAGGGAUUGUCACAGGAGGAACGUGACACCCGAAGGGACUCUAGGUGCCCUCAGAGUGCCACACAUGCCCAGACCUUCUCACCCCCACACAAAUAGGCUCCGCUGUGCACUUCUACACACACACAUACACACACACAUACACACGCUUGUUCACACUCAGAACCCAGGACAGCCACAGCCACUGCUUAGGGGAAGCCACUGCAGAUGCCCCCGGAAUGGGCACAGCCAGGAUGCUCUUCCAGGCAGGCGAGGAUGACUUGAGAGUUUCCUAGGGCGCCAGGGACAGAGCUCAGAGGCCCCCGAGGUGUGUGUGGGAGGCAGAGGCCCACAGAGCACAGAGCAGGAGGAGGGCCCGGGCCCUGGAGGAGAAAGCCAUUCUGGACGCCAGGGGACCCGGACGGAGGGUCCCCACAGCCCCUGCCCCACGCCGCCUGGAGGCCAGAGGGGUCAGUGGCCCUGCUGUCCCGGCUCCAUCUUGGUUCUAGUCGCUACCUGCAUGAACACAGUGGCCCGGCUUAACGCACUAACCCAGCCUCGCCCUGUGUCCCACAGGGAGUAGCAAGACCCACCCCACACUGCCUUCACCACCUACACCAGUGACGCCGCUGUGUGUCUUAGCAUGGAAAGAAAUAAACCUGAAUGUA